Molecule: messenger RNA, 3974 nt
Organism: Darwinula stevensoni
Lineage: Eukaryota; Metazoa; Arthropoda; Ostracoda; Podocopida; Darwinulidae
Source: the annotation of a GenBank genome assembly
AUGUCGUCUGCCUCGCAAGACUCAAAGGAAGGAGGGGAUUCGGGUGGGCCUAAGCAGGAAAACUGUGCCCUGAAAGAAUGGGAUAUGGACUUCUUCCUCUCCCAUAUUCCAAGAAAGGUCCAACAUGCUCUGACCACUCUCGACUUGGAAUUCACUUGCGUGUCUUCAUCGUCGGAAAGCAUUGUCAUAGGCACCAAUGUCGGCUUGGUGUAUUUUUACUGCAUUCUGACUGGGGAGUUCCAAAGGCUGAGAUGUGCGCAUUCAUUAAGUGGAACCAGCUGCAUAAGCCUUGUGGAAUCCAUAGACCACAUGGUUGCAGUUGGUGGUGUAGAUGGAACCUUGACCAUCUUUCAAUUAUCCAGACCUUCACCAGAAGGUGUGGAGAUCCCAUUACAAUUCAAGAAGGCAGAGAGAUUCACUAUCAAGGGAUCUCAUCAAUGUGAAGUUACUGCCCUAGCUUGGAGUGCAAAUGGAGAACGACUCAUUAGUGGAGAUGCGAGUGGACUUGUGAUGCACACCAGGAUUGAUUUUGCCAGGGAUAUCUUUCAAAACAAGCACCCACGUGUACCUUUGCUUGAGCACCCUGGGACUGAAGAGCAACUUCCUAUACCCAAAGAUAUUGCCUUUGGCCCGUUGAAGCUGUUUGAUUCAGCUAACCUUCUAGUCCAGUGUGCCAAAGGAUUUUUCAUAAUUAAUCCUUCUACUGCAUCACUAGUCACAAGCUGCUUAUUGUCUCACUCACAUGUCAAAGAUGUCAGCUCUUCUUCUGGUGUCAUUUACAUGAUAAGAGAGAAAAGGAUGCUUACCAGGAUUGCUGUAGCUCCAUUGCCUGAGAUGGUUUUGAAUGAUGAGAAUUCCCUUGACCCCAUGGCAACAAUGAAGGAAAUUGGAUUGAAGGGACUCAACAAGACAAGGUCUCUCUUUGAUCGAUUUCUUCCAAAAGUGGAAGACCAGGUCCUGCGGCUUCGGGAGACAUUGGAUGAAGCAUUGAGGAUUCCCCUGGUUACCCAGGCAACUCCUCAGGAAAACACCCCCCCUGUGGCAGCAAAAAUUUCUGGAAAGGGUUCUGAACCCUUAGAAGUCAUCCAUCAUGGGAAGAAAGGGAAGAGAAAGAAGAUCGGUGAUAAAGGCAGUGACUCAAACUCUGACACAGUUAGCAUGUCUUCAAGACAGUCUGAUGACCCAGCCCUUCUGAUUCUUGGUUCAAGUUCUAGUUCUCCUAAUACCACCUCUUCGUCUGUAAAUGCUAAGCCUGUGAUAAAUGAUGAUGAUGGACAAUCUGGGACUGCUGAUGGCAUGGGAGAGCCAAAGUUGAAAUUAGAACAGCCUGAUGCAAGUUCUAUUGAAUGGAAGGAGCACCUACUGGCCAAAUUAAUUGGUCUGGAAAGCCUUGAUUCCAAGGAAACUUCUCAAGAUACUCCAAGUAACACCAUUCAAGAAGUCCUAGAACCAUUAUCAGGAGAGAAAUCAUUGGAAUUCUCCCCAAAAACUGAUUCAAUUUCUACUCUGUUGGGAAGGCUAGAAUCGGUAAUUAGUGCUGGAGAUGAGGAUGCUACAUCAUUGGGCUCCUUGAGUUAUGGUCCUCCAUCUGACAGCAGUCACUUCAGUUGGCAUACAAGUGGUGAAGAUCAUGUGUCUUUGGAGCAGAAAGAGUGUACUGAGCCAAGUAAUGAAGAAAUACCAACGAUAAUGGGUGACCUCUCCAAUGAUUGGCUUCAGUACAAAUCACCAGGCCCCCUGAUGUCACUAGCUGUGUGUGAGCAUUAUCUUGGCUGUGUUGACAGGAAAGGAACUCUUUACUACAGUCAAUGGGAUGGCUAUCUCCUGCGCUGGUUUGCUACAGACAAUCCUGCUGAUCAGAUUGCCUUCUCUCGCCUGGGUGAUAUCAUAUGGAGGUUGCACAAGGGCACUGCCUAUGCUCUCUUCAAUCCUUCUUCAGAUUCCUUGAGUGGAGUCAGGUGGAUAGAGGCUGCACAAGAUGUCACCUACAUAGCAGUUGGAGACUCAUCUGCAUGGUACAUCUGCCGCGAUGGACGGAUUGCUGUCCAGGCAGAUCUCUCACAGACUAGACCAUGCAGUUGUGAAAUUGUGAUAGAGAAAGACCCCUGUGUAUCUGUAGUAAAGCUCCAGAUCUAUGGAAGUGUAGUUUGGGCAUGUGAUGGAGUGGGAAGAGUUUUUGUCCGUAUUGGUGUCUCUCCUCGACUUCCUGGAGGCUCUGAGUGGGCUUUGCUAGAUGCUGUAGGCUUACCAGGGAGGAUUGUUGCUCUUGGGCUUGGGCCUAGAGAUCUGGCUUUUGUUGUGGAUGAUAAAGACAGAAUUUUUGUUAAAAAUGGGGUGGGGCCUCUGCAUCAAAAGGGACUGGACAAUCGAUGGUGGCAGGUAUCCAUCAAUGCUUCAGUGUUCCCCAUGUCAAAGAACUUUCAUCACUCCCACAAAGUCCAUCCAUCUCAACUUGUCUCCCUUUUAUCUUCUUCUUACUAUCUUCCUAUCAUUGCUGCUGGAAAGAAGCAUGUCUGGUUCUCUCAAGGAAAUAGCCCAGCCCUUUUCACACCCAACAAGGUCAUCAUCGGUCAUGUGUGGGAUGUUGUUGAUGUGCCCCUCAUGUCUCGAACAUCCCGAUGGAGUAUUCUUGAUGCCAGAAGUCUUUAUUGUGAUCAAGGUGGUAUUUGGCUUCUAUCCCCUGCUGGCCAGCUCCUCUGUUUGUCUCCUAACCUCAUGCAAACAAAGGGAAUUUCAAUUCCUGACAACAAAGUGAUCCUUGGAUUGAGUGCUGCACCUGAAUCUCUCUGGAUGCUCACCAUUGAUGGAAAUGUGUAUGUCCGGCUUGGAAUUACAUCUUCUCUGAUUGAGGGAAAGAUCUGGCUCCCUCUGCCUCUCACCCAACUCAAGGAUGUAGAACUGAAGCACCUGAGCGUGAGCAGUGAGGUGGUGUGGGCUUGUGAUUCUCGAGGGAAGAUUUAUUUUUGUUAUGGAAAUGCCAAAUCUCUAAACCCAGGUGCUCUUCUUCCUGCCUGGAUUUGUGUUGAAGGGAAACCACCUGCUCCUCUCAACAGCAGAACUACUUUUACAAAGGUCUAUGUUGGUCCAAAGCUGCAGCUAGUAUGGGCUAUAGACAAUCGACAUAAUGUUUAUGCACGAGAGGGAACUUUCCCAGAGGUUCCCGUUGGGACUGAGUGGGUCUUUGUACCUGGAAUACAAGCCACACAGCUUGCUAUUGGUGAGAAGGCAGUGUGGGCUCUGACUUUAAAGGGAGAAGUGUAUCGGAGGUAUGGAAUUACAGAGAACAAUUAUGUUGGUGAUUAUUGGCGGAGGAUCCCCGGUACACUCAACUCCAUAUCAGUGUCAGUGGAUGACCGAUUAUGGGGUAUAGACACGGAGGGCCAGCUAAGAAUGCAUCUGGUCAUGAAACUUCAUCUGGAUGAAGAGGAGUGUGAGCAAUCAACUCAGGUAACACAGUAUCUAGAGGAACCUCCUGAAGGAUGGGAACUUGUGUCUUGAAAGGGAUGUACUAUCUCUUUAUUGUGUCACACAUUACAAGAGAAAGAACAGUUUAGAUAUACCAGUUACAUAGUGGUACUCCAGCUGAUUGUGAUAUUGUUUGAUUUCUGAUUUAGUGACAUAACCAGUGAAUUUUUCUCCUCCACAGAUUAUUGUGGAUGUCAUUCUCAACUAAUCUAAGAUUCCAUUCACUGUAGCAUUCUCUUCAUGUCAGAGUACUCUGAAAGUGAGUACUUCAUAUGCAAAAUAGGUUACUCUUUUUUAAUAUCACUAUAUUUGGGACCAAUGAUAUAGCUUGAUUGCAGCUGGAGUUCUGGUUAAGUUUUCUGGGACAAACAUUUAGCACCUUCUCAAGUCACAAUGUUUUGAUAUUGUUUUGUGCUGCACUUCACUGUGAUGAGGUUUAUGAUGUUAAUGACUUAUAAAUGCAUGUAAAAUGCGGUCAGUUAUAUUUUGCCAAAUUUGGUAGUGAAGAU